UCACAGCACGUGUACUCUUAUCCUCCCAAGGACAUAAAAGAGCUGGGAGACCAACCUUUGCAAUGGUCUGGGCUUCUGGGUGGAGGGUGGGGAAGAGGCUUUGGGACUGUCCAAGACUGGAAGAUCUGCAUAUCUAGGGAUAAAGAAACAAAAGAGCCUGUGACAGUAUCGAAAGAAUCUGACAUUUGCUUUGUCUGUACAAAGGAUGAAAGGAAUUUUGCCGACUUAGCCAAAACAAUAACUGGUUUUGUAUCAGUUUGAGCCCGAAAAGAGGCAGCGUAAUUAUGUGGUUUUUUUUGUUAUUGUUGUUUUUAUAUUUUUGAAGCAUAUUUACCUUAAGAAAUGGAUGUGGAAUGGUUUUAUUUUUGGAAAGGAAAACGUAACACCGAUUUUAUGAGCUUAGUAGCUGUAGGUGGAGACUCUUGUUUUGUUUGCCAGACCUUUUUAAUAAGCUGUGAAGUCAGGAUAGCAAAGAUUGCAAUUGCUUUUCUUGGGACCUUUGUUCUUUUCUUGGUACUUAAGAUAAUUUCAGACAAAGGAGGCUAUGUAUGGAAAAGAAAAGCAAAUAUCAAGUAUUUUCUCUGUUCCUGCUUUGAUUCUAGUGAGAGCUUUCUGGAUUUUAGUAUUAGGCAAUAACUGUGUCCUGGGUUAGCUGUGCUGGGUUACUGGGCACAGCCUGCAUUCUGAAUGGGCUGUUUACCUCUUUAUUCAGCAGUAGGUGCUAGUAGUUGGUGUCUGGGGAGUGGCUUUUUUGUCUGAUAUUUGCUAUGGAUGAUUCCAGUAUUCUGAGAAGGAGAGGUUUACAGAAGGAAUUGAGCCUUCCAAGGAGAGGCAGCUUAAUCUCUACUCUUUGCCGAGGAGCCGACCUAAAUCAGCAUAUGUUCUCGCCCUCAUCGGCUCCAGCCCUCUCCCUGGCUAAAGUCCCAUUUAGUGCUGAUUGUGUGCUGUCUACUUCUCCUCUUGUCUUUUUCUUGAACCCUCAAGCCCACAGCAGUCCCUGCAGUCCUUGUUCCAGCCGCACACUACAGUGGAGUUGUCGGACAAGUAACCGCAAGAGCUUGAUUGUGACCUCUAGCACAUCACCUACACUACCAAGGCCACACUCCCCACUCCAUGGCCAUACAGGUAACAGUCCCUUGGACAGCCCCCGGAACUUCUCUCCAAAUGCUCCUGCUCACUUUUCCUUUGUUCCUGCUCGUAGCCAUGGCCACAGAGCAGACAGAACUGAUGGACGGCGCUGGUCUUUGGCCUCAUUGCCUUCUUCAGGCUAUGGAACCAACACUCCUAGCUCCACAGUCUCUUCAUCAUGUUCCUCACAAGAAAAGCUUCAUCAGUUACCUUUCCAGCCGACAGCUGAUGAGCUACACUUUCUGACAAAGCAUUUUAGCACAGAGAAUGUACCAGACGAGGAGGGACGUCAGUCCCCAGCCAUGCGGCCCCGUUCCCGCAGCCUCAGUCCUGGACGGUCCCCAGUUUCCUUUGACAGUGAAAUAAUAAUGAUGAAUCAUGUGUACAAAGAAAGAUUCCCCAAGGCCACUGCACAAAUGGAAGAGCGACUAGCUGAAUUCAUUUCCUGUAAUACUCCAGAUAGUGUGUUGCCCUUGGCAGAUGGAGCACUAAGCUUUAUUCAUCAUCAGGUGAUUGAGAUGGCCCGAGACUGCCUGGAUAAAUCUCGGAGUGGCCUCAUUACAUCACACUAUUUCUAUGAGCUUCAAGAGAAUUUGGAAAAGCUUCUGCAAGAUGCUCACGAACGCUCAGAAAGCUCAGAUGUAGCCUUCGUGAUACAACUAGUAAAAAAGUUGAUGAUCAUCAUUGCCCGCCCAGCUCGCCUCCUGGAGUGCCUGGAGUUUGACCCUGAAGAAUUUUAUCACCUGUUAGAAGCAGCUGAGGGUCAUGCCAAAGAGGGACAUGGAAUUAAAUGUGACAUUCCCCGCUACAUCGUUAGCCAGCUGGGCCUCACACGGGAUCCUCUAGAGGAAAUGGCCCAGUUGAGCAGCUAUGACAGUCCUGAUACUCCGGAGACAGAUGAUUCAGUUGAGGGUCGUGGGGCAUCUCAGCCAUCUCAAAAGACCCCCUCUGAAGAAGACUUUGAAACCAUUAAGCUCAUCAGCAAUGGCGCCUAUGGGGCCGUCUUUCUGGUGCGGCACAAGUCCACUCGGCAGCGCUUUGCUAUGAAGAAGAUUAAUAAACAAAACCUAAUUCUACGGAACCAGAUCCAGCAAGCAUUUGUGGAACGCGACAUACUGACUUUUGCUGAAAACCCCUUUGUGGUCAGCAUGUUCUGCUCCUUUGAGACCAAGCGUCACUUAUGCAUGGUGAUGGAAUACGUUGAAGGGGGAGACUGUGCCACUCUGCUCAAGAACAUCGGGGCCCUACCUGUGGACAUGGUACGUCUGUACUUUGCAGAAACUGUGCUGGCUUUGGAAUACUUACACAACUACGGCAUCGUGCACCGUGACCUCAAGCCUGACAACCUUCUGAUUACAUCCAUGGGGCACAUCAAACUCACUGACUUUGGACUUUCAAAAAUUGGCCUCAUGAGUUUGACAACCAACUUGUAUGAGGGCCAUAUUGAAAAGGAUGCCCGGGAGUUCCUAGACAAGCAGGUAUGCGGGACUCCGGAAUACAUAGCACCUGAGGUGAUCCUGCGUCAGGGAUAUGGGAAACCAGUGGACUGGUGGGCCAUGGGCAUAAUCCUGUAUGAGUUCCUGGUGGGUUGCGUCCCUUUCUUUGGAGACACUCCGGAGGAGCUCUUUGGGCAAGUGAUCAGUGAUGAGAUUGUGUGGCCUGAGGGUGAUGAUGCGCUUCCCCCAGAUGCCCAAGACCUCACUUCCAAACUGCUUCAUCAGAACCCAUUAGAAAGACUGGGCACAAGUAGUGCCUAUGAAGUGAAGCAGCACCCGUUCUUCAUGGGUCUGGACUGGACAGGACUUCUUCGCCAAAAGGCUGAAUUUAUACCUCAGCUGGAGUCAGAGGAUGACACCAGCUACUUUGAUACCCGUUCAGAACGAUACCACCAUGUGGACUCUGAGGAUGAGGAGGAAGUGAGUGAGGAUGGCUGCCUUGAGAUCCGCCAGUUUUCUUCCUGCUCUCCAAGGUUCAGCAAGGUUUACAGUAGCAUGGAGCGGCUUUCCCUGCUUGAGGAACGCCGGACACCACCCCCAACCAAGCGCAGCCUGAGUGAGGAAAAGGAAGAUCACUCAGAUGGCUUGGCCGGACUAAAGGGCCGAGACCGCAGCUGGGUGAUUGGGUCCCCUGAGAUAUUACGGAAGCGGUUGUCUGUGUCUGAGUCAUCCCACACAGAGAGUGAUUCGAGUCCUCCAAUGACAGUGCGACACCGGUGUUCAGGCCUCCCAGAUGGGCCUCAUUGCCCUGAGGAGACCAAUAGCACCCCUCUGAAGCAACAACAGGAAGGUAUAUGGGUCCUCACACCCCCAUCCGGAGAGGGGUCAUCUAGGCCCAUUCCUGAACGACCACUGGAGAGGCAGCUGAAGCUGGAUGAGGAGCCUCCUGGCCAAAGCAGUCGGUCUUGCCCAGCCAUGGAAACACGGGGUCGUGGGACCCCACAGCUAGCUGAGGAAGCCGCAGCCAAAGCCAUCAGUGAUCUAGCUGUACGUAGGGCCCGUCACCGGCUGCUCUCUGGGGACUCUAUAGAGAAGCGCACCACUCGCCCAGUCAACAAAGUAAUCAAGUCAGCCUCAGCUACGGCCCUUUCCCUCCUCAUUCCUUCAGAACACCAUGCCUGCUCACCAUUGGCCAGCCCUAUGUCCCCACAUUCCCAGUCAUCCAAUCCAUCAUCCAGGGACUCUUCUCCAAGCAGGGACUUCUUGCCAGCCCUUGGCAGCUUGAGGCCUCCCAUCAUCAUCCACCGAGCUGGCAAGAAGUAUGGCUUCACCCUGAGGGCCAUUCGUGUCUACAUGGGUGACUCCGAUGUCUACACUGUACACCACAUGGUGUGGCAUGUGGAGGAUGGUGGUCCAGCCAGCGAGGCAGGGCUUCGUCAGGGUGACCUCAUCACCCAUGUCAAUGGUGAGCCUGUGCAUGGACUAGUCCAUACAGAAGUGGUGGAGCUGGUUCUGAAGAGUGGAAACAAGGUAUCAAUUUCAACAACUCCCUUGGAGAACACUUCAAUCAAAGUGGGGCCAGCUAGGAAAGGCAGCUAUAAAGCCAAGAUGGCCCGGAGGAGCAAACGGAGCCGGGGCAAAGAUGGGCAAGAAAGCCGAAAAAGAAGCUCCCUAUUCCGGAAAAUCACAAAGCAGGCCUCCUUGUUACACACCAGCCGCAGCCUUUCUUCUCUUAACCGCUCCUUGUCAUCAGGGGAGAGUGGUCCAGGCUCUCCCACACACAACUACAGCCUCUCUCCCCGAUCUCCUCCUCAGGGCUACCGGGUAGCCCCAGAUGCUGUGCACUCAGUAGGAGGGAAUUCCUCUCAGAGCAGCUCUCCCAGCUCCAGUGUGCCCAGUUCUCCUGCUGGCUCUGGACAUACACGGCCCAGCUCCCUUCAUGGUCUGGCACCCAAGCUCCAACGCCAGUACCGCUCACCACGGCGCAAGUCAGCAGGCAGCAUCCCAUUGUCACCACUGGCCCACACCCCUUCUCCACCAGCAGCAGCGGCUUCGCCUCAGCGUUCCCCAUCACCCUUGUCUGGCCAUGGGUCUCAGUCCUUUCCUACCAAACUUCACUUGUCUCCUCCACUAGGUAGACAACUCUCACGGCCCAAGAGUGCAGAGCCACCCCGCUCUCCACUACUUAAGAGGGUGCAGUCUGCUGAGAAGCUAGCGGCUGCACUGGCCGCUGCUGAGAAGAAGUUAGCACCCUCCCGCAAGCAUAGUCUUGACCUGCCCCACGGUGAGCUAAAGAAGGAACUGACACCCAGGGAAGCCAGCCCUCUGGAGGUCGUUGGAACCAGAAGUGUGCUGUCCGGAAAAGGGCCACUUCCAGGAAAGGGGGUACUGCAGCCUGCUCCCUCACGGGCCCUUGGCACCCUACGGCAGGAUCGAGCCGAACGCCGGGAGUCACUGCAAAAACAAGAAGCUAUCCGGGAAGUAGACUCCUCAGAAGAUGACACUGAUGAGGAGCCUGAGAACAGCCAGGCCACACAGGAGCCAAGAUUGUCCCCCUACCCAGAAGUAAGCCAGAAUCUACCCCCUAAAGGUUCAGGAGAGGGUAGGGAAGAGUACUCUCUACUGAACAGGGAUCUAAAGAACCAGGGCCCUGUACUCUCAGGUCUGUUGACAGGGGUCACACUAGGUUCCCCUCAAAUAGAAGUUCCUGGGCUCUCCCAGAGGAAGCUCUGGAGGCCACAAGCCUUUGAGGAAGCUACCAGCACCUUACAAGCCCCUAGCCUGAGUAGGUCUGGACCCACAAGCCCCAUCCCCUCUGAAGGCUGCUGGAAGGCCCAGCACCUCCACACACAGGCACUAGCUGCACUUUGUCCCAGCUCUUCAGAACGUACCCCUACUAGUUGUUCUGCUGCCACCUCCACCUCUGUAAAGCCAGGCACAUGGUCCUGGAAAUUCCUUAUUGAAGGGCCAGACAGAGCAUCAACAAACAAGAAGAUAACAAGGACAGGUGAACCAGCUAACUCCCAAGAUUUAGAAACCACAGUUCCAACUCUUCCUAAGAACCUGUCUCCUGAGGAGGAGAAGCCACAGCUACCAAGUGUCCCUGGGCUGACCCAUCCACUUCUUGAGGUCCCCAGCCAGAACUGGCCAUGGGAAUCUGAAUGUGAACAAAUGGAGAAAGAGGAACCAUCCCUGAGCAUCACCGAAGUGCCUGAUGCCUCGGGGGACAGGAGGCAGGACAUUCCAUGCAGAGCCCACCCCCUGAGCCCCGAAACCCGGUCCAACCUGCUCUGGAAAAGCCAAGAACUUGGGGGCGAGCAAGAGCAUCAGGAUUUAGCACUGACAUCAGAUGAGCUUUUAAAGCAAACAUAGCAGUUGUUUGCUUUCCUUGCACUCAACUGUGUAAUACACCUUCCUGGAAACCA
Molecule: messenger RNA, 5989 nt
Organism: Mastomys coucha (southern multimammate mouse)
Lineage: Eukaryota; Metazoa; Chordata; Mammalia; Rodentia; Muridae
Gene: Mast2
Product: microtubule associated serine/threonine kinase 2
Exons: 29
Coding region: 768-5936 (1722 amino acids)
Biological process (GO): intracellular signal transduction; peptidyl-serine phosphorylation
Cellular component (GO): microtubule cytoskeleton
Molecular function (GO): magnesium ion binding; ATP binding; microtubule binding
Source: RefSeq, a predicted model, not a curated record